AGUGUGUGUGUAGAUCAGCUGUGACCGUGGGAAACGAAGCCACUGUGCCAACCAGACCUGCAGAAAUCCGGCAGAAAUCUCUCGAAAAUCCACGUUAAGACACAGCAUGGAGUUUCGCGAUAGUUGUGUUCGCGUACCGCUCAGUGGCUCGUCGGGAGCUGGGAGCUAGAGGAAAGUAAACAGCUCUUCUCCAUCACUGUUUACUUCGACUGUUUUCUAUAAGUUUAGCUUAUUAUUUUUAGGAGCUCGCAGAGUAACGCAUCUGCGCGCGUCCGCGGGGAUACACACGGACACGCGCGUGUAUCGAGAGCGCGGAAGGUCCCGGACUGAAUCCCCCUCACGAUCAACCCCUCAAGACAACUCGGUUAAUUUAAAACUUUUCGGCCUCUUUAUUUCUAACACUGGGGUGUAAAUAGUGUUAGUUUCAACAUUGUCUCCUCGCCGAGGGUCCUGUCAGGUGAUUAUUGUGCAUGAAUAAUUGAUCCUCGUAGUGAGUUUGUGAUGAGGCGGACUGCGGCGCGCGGGGGAGGACUCUCCGCUGGAAUUAUUGCGCAGUUUUUAAAAUAACGGGAAAGAAACGGGAACGCAAACACACACUCAUGGCACAGAGUACGUCUGCAAAAGAUAACGCCUGUCGAAAAUUCCAGGCCAAUAUUUUCAACAAGAGUAAAUGCCAGAACUGCUUCAAAGCUCGAGACGCGCACCUGCUGAGUGAUGAAGACUUCACACAGGCAAAGCCCAUCUACGGUGGAUGGCUGCUCCUGGCACCUGAAGGAACCAACUUUGACAAUCCUCUGCACAGAUCACGGAAAUGGCAGAGACGUUUUUUCCUUCUGUAUGAACAUGGACUCCUGCGUUAUGCGCUGGAUGAUAUGGCCAGCACUCUUCCACAGGGCACCAUAAACCUGAAUCAGUGUGUGGAUGUGGUGGACGGUGAGAGCCGGACGGGUCAGAAACACUCGCUGUGCAUCUGCACACCAGACAAAGACCAUUACAUCCGCGCUGAGAGCAAAGAGACGAUACAUGGAUGGCAGGAGGCGCUGAUGGUGUUUCCACGAACCAACAAACAAAACCAGAAGAAGAAACGGAAAGUAGAAACGCCAACACCACAGGAACCAGGCCCAGCGAAGGUGACGGUCACCAGUACGAGCAGCAGCAGCAGUAUGGUGUGUCUGCCCAGCACCAUAGCUCAUGCAGAGCGAGUCCCAGCCACUCGAACCACACUGUGGCAGGAGGAGACAUGGAGUCGAGCCACUAUACCCACAAGCUGCAGCACCGGCAGCCUGAGUCAACUGGAUUCUGGAAACCUAAAUGUUGGUCGUAAGCCUCGUGUGGAGAGUGGAUAUUUUUCACUGGAAAAACCCAAGAUUGAAGAUGAAGGACAGCAGUAUCCUCUUCAACAGGAUGAAGAGCCUCCAUCAAAGCUGCAAUCACAUCCACCUGAGCUUUCCUCUUCGUCAUCAUCCUCUCGCUCCAGGUAUCUCUCCUUUGAUCCAGAACUCUACAGUUCUCCAAUCAGCUCGCACAAACACGCGUCACAUGACCCACACAGCACUGUGCACACACAGGCUUCCGGUGUUGUGUAUGACGCUCACAAACACAACAUGCAAAGCAAAUCAGAGAAGCAGCUUUCUCAAUCCUCGGAGAUCAUGUCAGAUUCAACCCUAAACCCAGACUCGAACAUCUAUAGUCCGAAUCCGCACGCAAACGUCCUGCCAUCAUCCCUGUCCUCCUCUCAGAGCUCUUUGGACUCGGAGCAGAGUCCAGAGGGUGUAGUGGGCGUAGCCUCGGGCAGGGCAGGGCGCAGUGGGUGUGGUUAUGUGGCUCUGGCCGAUGUGCCGCGGGCGCGGAGACUCAGCCAUCGGGACGCGUACCGCUGCAAUCAGAAGCGGCAGGAGCUGGGGGCGCGCACCAGGAGCCCUGGCAGAGAGGAGGUGGAGCGGCUGUUCGGACUCCAGCGAAGGCGUUCGCAGGUUAUCGAGAGAUUUGAGGAUCAAGACACUGUUAACGCUCCAGAGCAAAUGGACACCACGAGUUCUUCAGCAGAUCCCGCCCCUUCUCACUCUACAACAGCCAAUCAGAGAGCAGGACGCAAUGAGAAACGCCUCUCUAACCAGAAACAGGAGUUUUCAUUGGAUUCUGCUAAAUGCCGGACAGACGAGGUUUCUUCAUUAGCUGGUUACCGGAGGGCCAAAAGUCUGGAUCGCAGAACCACAGAAACGCUCAUGACUCCGGACCUGCUGAACUUCAAGAAAGGAUGGAUGACCAAACUAUACGAAGAUGGAUUGUGGAAGAAACACUGGUUUGUUCUGACCGAUCAGAGUCUGAGGUUCUACCGCGACUCCAUUGCUGAGGAGGCUUCUGAUCUGGAUGGAGAGAUCGAUCUGUCCAUGUGUUAUGAUGUGACAGAAUUCCCAGUUCAGAGGAACUACGGCUUCCAAAUCCUUAGUAAAGAAGGGGCGUUCACGCUGUCUGCUAUGACUUCUGGGAUACGUCGUAACUGGAUUCAAGCCAUUCUGAAGAACAUGCGGCCCACUGUCGCUCCAGAUGUCACACGGAAAAACGUCUCUCUGAAACUUUCAGUUCUUAUGCCCAGUUCCCUUCCGGAUGAACGAACCAGAUCAAAUGUGGAGCAGAGCUUCAUCCAACCCCCAUCAAACUCUUCACAGCUUUCUAACAGCUCGAUAGUUGAGCCAAAAAGGCCACACGAGGACAUCACCGACUCUGCACCUCCUCCAGAUCAGCGUAAAAGCAGAGGCCACAAGCGUGAGGGCCGGUCUAAAACCUUUGACUGGUCUGAAUUUCGACCAGGACAAGAAAACGACAGCGGACAACCCUCCCUGAAGAGGGCAGACACUUCAGUAAUUAUCUCAUCUUCUUCAUCCUCCAUUGCUUCCUCUCCCAUCUCUAGCUCUUCCUCUCAUCAGACGUCUUCCUCUAUCACUAUCAUUAGCCAUACUGAAAAGUUGCCACAGCAUAAUGAAGAAGAGGUGGUGCCGGAAUAUGUGCCGCACCAUCAGACUGUACCUACAACAAUGACCAGUCCAGAGACCCCAUCAAAACUGCCUCAGAAUGUGCCACAGGAACCGGCAGGAAUGGAUUUGAACCAAUCCAAAGAAGUGCAGGAGGUCGAUGGUCAUGGAGUGGUCCGCAAAAACUCUGACGUCCAGGUGGAAAUUGAACAGAGGUGGCAUCAGGUGGAAACAACGCCCCUCAGGGAGGAAAAGCAGGUACCGAUUGCUGGUGGCUCGCCUAACAUAUCAAAUGUGUCUGUUGGAGAAAGAGCCUCUCCACAAGAGAAGACCGGGAAAUUGGAAAAAGAGCUGGGUCAGGCACAAAGAGAGCUGGCCAGACUCCAGGAACAGAACAGUAUCUUACAAGACCAACUUCAGGAUGCACGUGGGAGAGAGCAGAAUGCCCGGGAAGGAUACGUACUUCAGAGUGACACGUCCAUUGCAAAAACUUCAUCUGAUGCUGCCGUGUCCACCUCCGUUCAUAAAGCGCCAUGGCAGCGUCUAAGCAAACUAAACCAGGAUCUAAAGUCUGAGCUGGAGUCUCAGCGGCGAAAACAAGAUAAGGCCAAACACCAAGUUAGCAGCUUGCGUCGUAGCUACAGUGAAGCAAAAGAUAUAAUAGGACAUCAUGAGGCAGAAAUCGAAGCCUUGGAAGAAAAACUAACAGCUGCUAUGGCAGAGAUUGUAGUGAGUGAGCAGGCUGUAGCACGAAUGCGCAGCGAUCUGAAAAUUGAACGAGUUCGUUGUCAAGAGCGUGAGGAAGAAUGGACACGAAAUGAAACAACAUUACGGUCGCAACUUCAAGAUAGUGAAGAACGUCUUCGGCAAGUGGAGGCCAGUUUGCUAGAGAAGAAUCAAGAGCUGAGGCAGCUCGAGCAGCAGCAAGCUUUGCAGAGGGACCAGCAUAGAGAGAUGCAGAGGUUACAGGAGAGACUCUCUGAGGUUACAGGACGUCUGAUUUCCAUGGAGGAAUCUCAGACUAUGAGGGAGGAGCGGGAGAGAAAAGAGCAGCGGAGCCUGGAGGAGAAACAUGAGCGGGAACGACAAGGGCUGACUCGAAGGUUGGCAGAAUCUGAAGAGAGGAGGCAAGAAAUAGAGGAGCAAUUGCAAGAGGCUCAAGAACAGGUGGAGGCACUGCUGAGAGGGAGCAGUGGGAUGGAAACUGUGGGAUUGAGUGAGAAAGUGCAUCGUCUUCAGCAGGAGUUGGAGGCACAGACUGAUAUGGUGGGAAUGCUGCGGGAAAGUGUGAGGAGGCUGGAGGAGGAACGUGACCAGCUUACUUGCCGCUGUCAGGAACUUCUCAAUCAGAUUGCAGAGGCUGAUCGAGAGGUUGGAAAGCAACAGGCAUGUUUAACAACGGUGGAAACAGACUUUCACUCCCUUGAGAGCUCAUACGAGCAUGUAUCUGAGGAAUUUGCUAGGAUAAGUCAUGUGCUACGAGAGAAAGAAGAGGAAGUGAAGCAGACAAAGGAAAUGUAUAAGCAGCUUAUCAGACAAAAGGAACAGGACUUGAGUGAAGCCCUCAUAAAGAUGGCUGCCUUAGGCAGUAGUUUAGAAGAAACAGAACUUUGCUUGCAGCAAAAAGAAGAACUACUUUCUAAAAUGGAGCGUGACUAUCCAGGACUGGUAGAGUCCCGAAGAGCAGAACAGGAGCUGCAGGCAAAACUGGUAGUUGCAGAGGAUCGAAUCGCUGAGCUGGAGGAACACCUCAAUGCCCUGCGACUGGGAUAUGCAGAUCUCAGAAUGCGACGUUGUCGUUCUCAGGAAGACAUGCUUGAGAGUUUGAAGGAGAUUGAACACGAAGUUUCCUUAUCCUCAAGUACGUCCCAGCUUCUUGCUAGAAGCAGUUCAGAGACUGAAAUGUCCUUAGUAAAGCGACAGAGGAUUCGUUUUUCCACUAUCCAGUGCCAAACCUAUCACCGGUCCCUGGGAGCAGACAAGUUUCAGACAGAAAACACAUCUUUGGAUCUUACACAAGAUUUGAGUCUAGACCACAUGCAUGACCUGAGCCUGACCCAAGAUAUUAGUGUAGUCAGUGACAAUUCAUUUCAGCAAUGCAGAGAUCCUGAGAAGUUCAUCUCCAUCAUACAUGCUCUUGAAACCAAGCUAUUAGCCACUGAGGAGAAACUGCGGCACCUUACGGAUAAGAUAAGGGACCAGCCCAAUCUUUCAGCAGUGCAGGAACAUCUGAGUACUAGAGCUACCAUGGAGGACUGGACAACUAAAACCUGUGAUGACUUGCCAAUGGAUGAACUCAGCCAAAAGUCCCUAAACAAGACUAUCAGUGAACAUGACAGUGGUGAAUAUGAGAAGGCAUUGGCACUGGUAGAGUCUUGCACAGAAAGAGUCAGAGAGAUUCUCAGUAAUCAGAAUGAGACCAGUUCUGCUGAAUCUCUGAUUUGUACACUUGCAGAAGUAGAGAAAAGGCUGGUUUGUGCCACCACAUUCCUAAGGAAAGGCCACACAUUAUAUGAGUCGUGCCACAUAUUUGAUGCACCAGAUGUGCAGUCGAUGAAGGGAAGUAUUAAGCUGUUUACCAGAACAUUAUGCUUUGAGGCUGAAGUUCUGGAGAAGAUGGGGUUCUCUUUGCAGGACCUGAACUCUGAUAUUAUGGCAGCCCUGAACUCCAUUCACAAGGAUGCUGAAAACAUUAAGAAGAACAAUGAUGGCUGUCUCUCAGUUGUUUAUGCUGAUGUGCUUACAAGGAAACUUAUGCUAGAAACUAUGUUCUUGUCAGAGAUGGACAAACUAGAGACAGGAAAACUAGUAAAUAGUGGUUUUUCACAGGAUGCCAUCAAGAAUGCAUGCAUUAGUGCUGAGCUUGCAUAUUCACUUCAGAACUUAACAACGAAUUUCCAGGACAAAUUUAAUGAGCUUCAAAAGGACUUGAUUCAGGCUAAUGAUACCUUGAAACAAAGGGACUUUGCUCUAAAAGAUGCUGUUAAUAAAUCAAAGCGUACUUGCUUUGAAAGCAUCCCCCAAAGUACGAGUGAUCCUCUUGUUGAUGAUGAUGCCCCUCCUGAACUUGUUCCCUAUAUGGAGCAGAUUGAGAUGGAGGAAGCUCAGAGUUUAGCUGCAGAGAUUGUUCAUAGACAUUUAGCAGGUGGCAUGCUGUCCCACAGUGCCGAAUCAGAAUCACAUCUCCAAAUGGGCUGGGAAAAUCUUAUUGCUGAGCUGAAGAAGCAAGCCAAAGCUCUACGAAGUAUUGCUCAGGAAAUUGAGAAGAUCUGCGAGGAAGGAGAAAUUAAUUCAAUUUCUAGACUUGCAGAGGCAAUCCAAUUAAGUUCAUGCUGCAGCGACUCCAGCUCUGUUUGCAUGCGAGAGGCUUUGAUGCAAGUGCAGGUCGCGUAUGUUUCUUGCAGGUUGAGAGCGGGGCACACAAGGGAACUUUCCCUGUGUCAGGAGACCAGCCGCAACAUGGCAGCGCUCGUCCAGGAACAUGCAGAGAGUGUUGCUGCCAUCCAAAAGCACUACCAGAGCUGCUUGGAGAAAGAGCAUCUUAGCUUCACAGGCACUAUCAGUUCAUUGCAGGAGGAGAAUGACAUGCUGCGGGGGGAGCUAUCCUAUAAGCUCCGAGAGCUGCAAGAGCAACGGCAGAACCUGUCCCAGCUGGAAGAGGCAUUUCAUAGGGAGAAAGAAGAGCUGAAGUGCAGACAUGCAGAUGAAUUUGGAAGGGCAGAGCAGGAGCAGAUGACCAGAGAACUUGAUCUUAUGGACCGUGCUGCCAAUAGCCAACGCAAACUGGAGACCCUGCUGAUAGAAAUGGAAGACUCCGAGCUGAAGCAUAAGGAACAUCUCCAAAAACUUCAGCUUGAAUUUCAGGGUAAGAUCCAGGAGCUGGAACACGCCAAUAGAGAGGAGCUCUGCAAGCUGAAAAAAAGCUACAGUCAGACCAUCUGCUCACUGGAGAACAAAGGUGAGGCCGACAAAUGUCCAAUGGAGGAAGGCGAAGGAUCUGAUUCAGUAGCAUGCAGGGAGUCCCUGCUCCGAGUCCGGGAGCUGGAAAUGCAGUUGAGCAGCAUGAGAGAGGAGCUGGAACAGAAACCACUGGAUGGAGAUCUGACCAGCCUGAGGGAAAAGUACCAGCGAGACUUGGACAGUCUCAAGGCCACAUGCGAGCGUGGUUUUGCAGCCAUGGAGGAGACGCAUCAGAAAGUAAUCGAAGACAUCCAGAGGCAGCAUCAGCGGGAGAUCCAGAAACUUCUAGAGGAGAAGGAAAGACUGCUGGAGGAGGAAACAAACGCCACUAUUGCUGCAAUUGAGGCCAUGAAAAAUGCUCAUCGUGAGGAGUUGGAGAAAACACAGCGGUCGCAGAUGAGCGGUGUGAGCGCAGAUAUUCAGGAGCUGCACAGACAGUAUGAAGAAGAGUUGCAGUCUAUCCAUCGAGAGCUGGAGGUUUUGUCAGAGCAGUAUUCUCAGAAGUGUUUGGAAAACGCACAUCUGGCUCAAGCGCUGGAAGCUGAGAGACAGGCGCUGGGACAGUGUCAGCGAGAGAACCAGAAACUGCAUAUACACAACCAGGAACUAAACCAUCGACUGAAUGAGGAGAUCACCAGAAUGCACUCCUGCAUCAGCGGAGAAAAAAACACCUCUUCUCUGACUCAAGGCAAAGACAUCUAUAAGCUGGAGGUUUUGCUACGAGUGAAGGAGUCAGAGAUCCAGUACCUCAAACAAGAAAUAAACUCUCUGAAAGACGAGCUGCAGUCGGCACUUCGAGAUAAGAAGUAUGCUUCAGAUAAAUACAAGGACAUUUACACCGAGCUGAGCAUUGUGAAAGCUAAAGCUGACUGUGACAUUAACAAGCUGAGGGAGAAACUUUUGGCUGCUACAGAAGCUCUUGGGGAACUAGACGCUGAGGGAAGUGGUGUUACGGCUGGAUACGACAUUAUGAAGUCGAAGAGUAACCCAGAUUUCCUGAAGAAGGAAAAAUCCAGACAGAUGCGUGGAGUCAGGUCAAAGGCAGACAAUGAAGGGUUAAUCGAGGGUUUCUGAGCGCUGUGGCCCCAUCAGGUGAAGCAGAGUUUAAAGGAAGGCUUGACCGUACAGGAGAGGAUGAAGCUCUUCGAAACGAAAGACUCCAGGAAGAUUUAACAACAGUCCUUCACCGUUUCUUACUGUCGUUUACUCUCUAUUUCCUUCCUCUCUGAUUAUUCUCUUCUUGUUUUGGUAGAUGAUACAGGGUAAAGAACCGUAUCUUUCUGAUUGUCCUUUAAAUAUCAAUGCAACUUAAGGGAAUGUCGUUCCACACCAUGUUUUGCCAACCUUCAGCUCUGGAUAACCUCAUAUUCUGGAUGUUUUCUGCUCUUAACGUGUCCUGAAGCUGUUCCUCUCACAGUAUACACGUGUGUGUGUGUAUAUAUAUAUAUAUAUGAACACACUCAGUAUUGAACUAGUACACCAGAUAAGUGUGUGUGUUUUUCUUCUGAAUGGACAAGCGGCUGCUGUUGUGUCUUCUAGAGGUGCUUUUUGAGAUCAUUCUGAGAUGUUAUUUUGCCAAUGAUAUUGUAAAUACGAGUGGAGUCAUGCGUACGUGGUAACACUUUUCCAGACUUUCUAGUACUGUAAAACCUUGAGAUGAAAUGACGUGGUUUGUAUAAGCUGGUAAACGUGUGUGUGUGUGUUUUUGGGGUGGUUAUAUGCUUCAGUCAUUUACUUGAGGAGAAUCUAAGUGCUGUUUUUAAUUGCUUUAUGGUUUAUGCAGAAUAUAGAGCAUCUGUAAUAUCUGCAUUCGUCCGGCUACUGAUAGUGAGCUUAAUUUUGUCGUCCUGUAAUUAAAUCCGAUCGUGGGACGUUUUCUUAGUAAAUAUUUUGGUUUGUGUUAUUCCAGAUGUUUAAUACACCGGCCUUUGCAUGAAUACGAAGCACUUUUUGAGUCGGAAAACAUGUGAUUCCUUGUUAAUUCUGCUUAACGUAUUGAAGACGCAGCGAUGGGGGGAAAAACUCACUGUAUAAUAAUAAUAAUAUUCAAUAUUUGCUUUGUAAAUAUUCGGUUUUAGAGAAGAUUGGUCUCUCGGUCUGCAUAGAGUUUAAACAAAACUUUAUAUCUGUCCAUACAUGCUAUGUCUACACCUAAUUGCCUGUAUGAAUAUUUUUAUUUGGGUUGAUAUAUGUGAUACUAUAAUGUAAUAAUAAAAAAGCUGUUUUUCUGAAUGGGAA
Danio aesculapii is the source of this 9170-nucleotide messenger RNA. RefSeq names its product protein outspread (gene mpripa). The transcript is spliced from 26 exons. Gene Ontology annotation, molecular function: actin filament binding. NCBI's taxonomy places the organism in Eukaryota, Metazoa, Chordata, Actinopteri, Cypriniformes, Danionidae. The record is from RefSeq and is a predicted model, not a curated record. Gene Ontology annotation, biological process: actin filament organization. Gene Ontology annotation, cellular component: actin cytoskeleton. Bases 600 to 8006 code for a protein of 2468 amino acids.